AUGCGAAAGAAUUACAGUGUCAAUGUCCGAUAUGAAAAGGCAUGGCGAGCGAAAGAAGUCGCACUGGGCCUAUUGAUGGGAUCGCCUAGAGAGUCGUACUCUACUUUACAUAAGUAUGGACAGGCUCUGAAGGCCGUGAAUGAAGGAACGGUUUUCCACAUGAAAUUGGAGGACGACACAUUCUUCAAGUACGCAUUCAUGGCCUUAGGAUGCUCGAUUAGGGGUUUUGGAAGUUGCAUACGACCUAUACUUGUGGUUGAUGGAGCACAUUUGAAGGGGAAGUACAAAGGAGUACUACUUACUGCAUCCUCAAUAGAUGGCAACAACCAAAUUUACCCUCUUGCAUUUGGUGUUGUCGAUAAGGAGUGUGAUGAUUCAUGGACUUGGUUUAUCGAGCGGGUUAAGAUUUGUAUAGGUGACAUAAAUGGUUUGGUUUUUAUAUUUGACCAGCAUCAAAGUAUCACGAACUCCGUGGCAACGGUGUUUCCUGAUGCAGCACACGUCACAUGUAUGCAUCAUUUAGCGAUCAAAUUGAAUGAGAAGUUUAGAAACGAGGGAAUGCAAAUAAUUUUGGCUAAAGCAGCAAAGACGUUCAAGAUAUCAAAGUUUCGAUACUAUUGGGGCCAACUAGCCGGAUUCCCAAGAGUCCAGAAAUACUUAAAAGACAUCGGAUUCRACAAGUGGGCUCGUGCAUAUCAACCUGGAAUGAGGUAUAACCAAAUGACCUCGAAUCUUGCUGAGUCCAUGAAUGCGGUACUUGUUCAUGCUCGUGCUUUGCCAAUAACAGCUCUAUUUGAAAAUUGUCGAGCUCUAUUACAACAAUGGUUUUAUGAGAGGCGGACGGCUGCCUCUAGUCGAGGAACAGUUCUUACUGAAUAUGCAGAAAUUAUUCUUAAAAAAGAGGCAGAACGAGUUCGAUAUCAUCAUGUCAGGCCAAUUGAUCGGUACCAAAUCGAAACCCUCAUACUUGGUUACGCCGAACCCGUGUACCCGCUCGGAGAUGAAAAAGAUUGGAUUUUACUGGAUGACUACGUGCCAAAGAUGAUUAAGCCACCAAAAUUUGUUCCUCGUGUUGGACGUCGCCAAACUACUAGAAUACCAUCGGCCGGGGAAGUCCGACAGGUACACAAAUGCGGGCGAUGUGGAAACGUUGGACACAACCGCAAGACGUGUAGGCAACCGCUCCGAACAGAAUGA
Molecule: messenger RNA, 1197 nt
Organism: Momordica charantia (bitter melon)
Lineage: Eukaryota; Viridiplantae; Streptophyta; Magnoliopsida; Cucurbitales; Cucurbitaceae
Source: RefSeq, a predicted model, not a curated record